GCAACCUCCCCGCUUCGGCCUAGGGUUUCUCUCUCUCUCUCCUCUCUCCAAUCGAAUCGGAAUACAUGGAGUCGUCGCGGUCGCGGAAGCGGGCCCGCCAGGACUGCGACGGAGCCGGCGCGCCGCCGCCGCCGCCGACGGAGCGUGCGGUGGCGGCGAGGGGCGGCGCGUCGCCGCCGUGGAGGGACGACGACCGCGACGGCCACUACGUGUUCGAUCUCGGCGAGAACUUGAACCGACGAUAUAAAAUAUUGAGCAAAAUGGGAGAAGGUACUUUUGGGCGUGUUUUGGAAUGCUGGGACCGUGAAACACGUGAAUAUGUCGCAAUAAAAGUUGUUCGUAGCAUCCGCAAGUACAGGGACGCUGCAAUGAUCGAGAUUGAUGUGCUCAACCGCCUUGCAGAAAAUGAGAGAUACAGAUCGCUCUGUGUCCAGAUUCAAGGAUGGUUUGACUAUCGCAAUCAUAUAUGCAUUGUUUUUGAGAAGCUUGGGCCAAGCUUGUAUGAUUUUCUAAAGAGAAAUAGAUACCAACCUUUCCCUGUGGAACUUGUGCGGGACUUUGGACGGCAACUGUUGGAAUCUGUAGCAUAUAUGCAUGAAUUACGUCUUAUUCACACUGAUCUGAAGCCAGAAAACAUACUCCUUGUGUCUUCGGAGUAUAUAAAGGUUCCAGGUUCCAAGAAGAAUUCACCAGAUGAGAUGCAUUUCAAGUGCUUACCAAAGUCCAGUGCCAUAAAGCUGAUAGAUUUUGGUAGUACCGCCUUUGAUAAUCAGGAACAUAGCUCGAUUGUUUCUACAAGGCAUUACAGAGCACCUGAAAUAAUCUUAGGCUUAGGGUGGAGUUUCCCUUGUGACAUUUGGAGCGUCGGUUGCAUUCUUGUUGAGCUAUGCUCGGGGGAAGCAUUGUUUCAAACACACGAGAACCUUGAACACUUAGCUAUGAUGGAGAGGGUUUUGGGUCCACUACCAGAACACAUGAUACGGAAAGCCAGUUCAUCUGCUCAGAAAUAUUUUAGGCGAGGUGCUCGUCUAAAUUGGCCUGAAGGAGCUGUUUCAAGAGAGAGUAUCAGAGCAGUAAAAAAACUGGACCGGCUAAAGGACUUAGUUGCGAGGAAAGCUGACCAUUCAAGGGCAGCACUGGCAGACUUGCUAUACGGGCUUCUAAAAUUUGAGCCAUCUGAGCGGCUUACUGCCCAAGAAGCUCUAGACCACCCAUUUUUCAGAAAUACAACAUGAGUACAUGAUCAUGCUGACUCUACCCCUACCAACAUGUACGUCAAGACUCCCUGGAGAAGCGGGUGCAAGGCCAUUCCCAUAUAAAGCAGAAUGCCUUCAGCUAAUCUGUAUCAUAAAUCUUCUGUAAGCUGAGUUGUAAUGCUUGUGGUGAUGAUACGGCGUAAUCGUUCCCAGUCACCCGAUGUAAUGUACAAUAGCAUUUCACCUAGGGAAGGUUGAUGUACCAGAUGAAACCUGUGCAUUGUGAGUUGUGUUACAUGAGGAAUUUGCACUGCGACUCAUGUCGCAGUGACACAACAAUGACCAAAGCAGCCAUAUAUGCCUUCCAA
Oryza brachyantha (malo sina) is the source of this 1564-nucleotide messenger RNA. Its product is annotated as serine/threonine-protein kinase AFC3. Gene Ontology annotation, biological process: protein phosphorylation. Gene Ontology annotation, cellular component: nucleus. Gene Ontology annotation, molecular function: ATP binding; protein kinase activity. The record is from RefSeq and is a predicted model, not a curated record. NCBI's taxonomy places the organism in Eukaryota, Viridiplantae, Streptophyta, Magnoliopsida, Poales, Poaceae. Bases 66 to 1235 code for a protein of 389 amino acids. The transcript is spliced from 12 exons.